Stylophora pistillata is the source of this 2554-nucleotide messenger RNA. RefSeq names its product nucleoporin 88. Gene Ontology annotation, biological process: protein import into nucleus; ribosomal small subunit export from nucleus; ribosomal large subunit export from nucleus. Gene Ontology annotation, cellular component: nuclear pore. NCBI's taxonomy places the organism in Eukaryota, Metazoa, Cnidaria, Anthozoa, Scleractinia, Pocilloporidae. The record is from RefSeq and is a predicted model, not a curated record. Gene Ontology annotation, molecular function: structural constituent of nuclear pore; protein binding.
AGGAACAUGGCGGCAAAAACGCACUCGGAUGCGAAUCAGAAGUGGCAAACUGAUUUGCCUAAGCACCCAGUUUUUGGAGCGCUCUCGGCAACGGUUAGUGAAGAAAACUCAAGAGAAAGAGAGGAAUUUCCGGAGAGGACAUCAAGAAACAUUUUAAUCGAAAACGAUGGUGAAAUAUUUAUAUGGAAUUCUUCGAACACUAGUGUACUGACAGCUAAUCUGAAAAACUUACAUUUUGAAAAAGAAUGGUCUGCUAAAUUCCAAACUUUUGUAUGCACUGAGACUCCUUUAUUUGACGUGUAUUCCAUGCUGUUCAGCCCUUCGUCAAAGUACCUUUUGCUUGUUGGACAAAGAGGAAUAAUGGUUCUUGAGAUGCCGACAAGAUGGGGAAAGUUUGCGGCAUACGAUGGUGGCAGUGAGGAAGUUCUCUGCAGGACAAUUCCUAUUGAUUCAAGAUUCUUUGUUACAAAUCACAAGAUAAAGGUCCUUGACGUCAAAUGGCAUCCAGGAAGUAAACCUGACACUCAUCUUAUGGUGCUUACAUCAGACAAUAACUUGAGACUUUACAACAUCCUCAAGCCAUCUUCGCCAAUAGAGACCAUUUCGGUAGGGGAAUCCUCUUCCCUGACAGCCGAGUACAGCCAGAAGUCAAUAUCUGUUGGAUCACUGUCAGCAGUUGCAGCUGCGCUUGGAGAGAAAGCCACUGCAUUUGAUUUUGCACCGGCUGUUAGAGAUAUCAACUCAAAAGCGAGACCAAGCUAUGAUGAUAUUGAACCAGACAUUGCUUACCCGGUUUUCAUUUUGAGAGAAAAUGGAGACAUCUGUUAUCUUCUCCACAGAAUUUCUCAGAUACGGCAUCAACCAAUGGUUGUUGGUCCCCUAACAAUGUUCCCUGCAGCAGAUGAUAAUUAUGGUCUGGAUGCCUGCUCUUUACUGUGUCUUCAGUGCCAACCCCCUGUUAUUGCCAUGGCAACAACCAGUGGAAAAAUUUAUCACUGUAUUGCUUUGGAAUCUGAAGAAUCUGAUGAUGCAGAUGAGGAAGAAGACUUCUGGAGCAGACAUGGACAGGUCCAAACCAAUAGUUUUCAGAGGAAGCUUUCACUCUUUGUUCACGAAUGUGUUGAACUCCAGCUGUGUUUACUGAAUGAUGGAACAGGAUCCCAGUCUGAUAGAGGCUCUACAGGAGAGGAGUCUGAUGAACAUGAAAACUUGUCCUUGUUGAGACUUGAGCAAGAUCCAGUGUCUCCGUAUCUGUAUCACUGUUCCCAUAAUGCCGGAGUACACACUGUUUCAUUGCCUUGGACCAAGAAACUACAAAGUUAUUGCAUGCAAGAUGAUCAGAGUUACUUUGACAUUGAUGAAGCAGCCAUUGUUUAUCACAUGAUAUGUACCUCACCAACAGCAAGUUCACUUUCUCCAGUGCUUGGUGUGGGUGUGGUGAACAACAAAAUCCUUGGUUCUGCAAUACUAUGUUUGACUUCAAAUAUGGAAUGUAUUGUUAAACCUUUGAAUUUAUUAGAUAGACCACACUCUCCUCCAACAACAGAGGCAGACCUAGAAACCAGCUAUGAAAGUACUGGGUUUUCUCCAAUAAGACAACUGAAUGUUGGAUUAUUCAAAAGCCAGAUUGAGAAAAUUCUAACAAGAAACACAUCAACACCAUUGUUACGGGGUGGUGAAGAAUCUGAAAAACUCUCACAACAAGAACUUUAUCAGCUGCUUAUACAAGCACAAGAAAUAUUAAGAAGUCAGUAUAUUCAAAAACAGAAUGAGGCCAGGGAAGAGAUAGAAAAAAGAAUCUCGAUCCUAAAAGAUCAGAAGAAACAGCAGACAGAAAAUUUGAAAAAACUUGACAAAGCCAGCAGCCAACUUAAAGACCAGGCUGAGAAACUGGGAGAAAAACUGGUGGAUACCUCAGAGAAACAUAUGCAACUUGUUGAAAGACUAGAAACUCUGUACCGUUAUGUUCACCAUGGCAUUCCAGUUCUAUCCCAUGCCGAGACUAAAAUGAAGAAAGAGUUAGAGAAGAUUGAAACAUUUUUGAGGUUUCAUAGGGAUUCUUUAGAACAGAUUAAAUCUAAACACUUGUACUCUGAGAGAAAUCCAAGGAAGUCUUCAUCUUCAAAAUUACUGGUUGUUAAUACAUCACAGCAGAGUAAAAUAAGAAAAGUGCUAACAGAAGAGAGUGAAGUGAUUUCUCAUCUUGUAAAUCAAGUCAAAGAGCUAAACCUUCAAGUUGGAUUAUAAUUUUACAACAUUAGUCACAAAAUCUUAUCAGUGCUACAAAUAAAUUUUCAUUGAGGAGAUUUAUUUGAUCAAAUGGCCAUUCACACUGUGAACAGUGUAGAUGUAAAUUGAAACAGGCUGAGGUGAAGAGACAUGGUAAUAUUGUUUUUGUAAACCAUUACUUAGUAAAGAGUUUGUGAGUGUUAGUCAGCUGUUUUCUGACAAAAGCAAGGCUGAAAGAACUGUGAAGGGCAUUGUGAACAUUAAUCCUCAGUUUUAACACGUCAGUCUAGUGUAGAAAAACCAUUAAAUUUAACCUGAUGUUUCA